Messenger RNA from Gymnogyps californianus (California condor), 1213 nucleotides. RefSeq names its product zinc finger protein 474 (gene ZNF475). The transcript is spliced from 3 exons. Lineage: Eukaryota; Metazoa; Chordata; Aves; Accipitriformes; Cathartidae. Bases 176 to 1213 code for a protein of 345 amino acids. The record is from RefSeq and is a predicted model, not a curated record.
ACCCUCUUUCCCUACUGAAAUGGCCAUUAGGUGCAGUUUUCCAGCUUUGAAGUCCCUGGUGUGUUCUGGCCCAUGAAACUGAAUUAAGAAGAUGGAGCAUCAUGCUGAAUAACAGACUUUCCCAAGCCCUUUAGGUGUAGGAGAGAGAGAAGUUUCUGGAAAUGUUGUACCCUUCAUGGAAACGAAUGUCAAGAAAAAGAACGUGAACAAAACCUGUAACACUCUGCCAAGUGCUGGAGAGGCUUCUGCUAGUAUCUCUAGCAUCUUGCCUUCAGAGCAGGUUUCACCACCUAACGUGUCAGAUCUUCCCAGAAUUUUGCCCAAAGAAGUACAUCUAGAAGCUGGACCUCAGAAAAGGCGACCAGGCACUGCAAUAAUAUCAAAACCAUCAGAUUCUUCAAACAUGUCUCGAAUGCCACUGAAUCGUCCCAUCAUCCCACCAAGAAGACCUUGCUUCAGGGUAUGCUAUAUCUGUGGCAGAGAAUUUGGGUCACAGUCUAUUUCUAUACAUGAACCCCAGUGCCUAGAGAAGUGGCGUAUUGAAAAUAGUCAGCUACCAAGGCAUCUCAGAAGAGCAGAGCCUAGGAAACCUGAGGUCCUUACUGGUGGUUCCCAUACGCUUAGAGCUGAAAAUGAGGCAGCUUAUCGUAGUGCUCAAGCCCAGCUCCUGCCCUGUGGAAACUGUGGCCGAACCUUUCUUCCUGACCGUCUCAUUGUGCACCAAAAGCAUUGCAGAGGAGGUAGCAGCAGUGUGGGGCUGUCAAGCUCUAGCCCCUGUAAAUCUGGUAAAGGCCCAGGCUCCAGGUCUGGCUCAGCAAGUGAUGAUCCAUUUAAGACCCGUCAAAGAAAGAGCGGGGCUGCACCAGAUGUAUUAGACAAGGCACAAGUGAUAAGACGGCCACCAGCAGUGAUUUGUUACAUAUGUGGCCGUGAGUAUGGAACGAAAUCUAUUAGUAUCCAUGAGCCACAAUGCCUGAAAAAAUGGCACCAGGAGAAUGACAUGCUACCCAAGCACUUGAGAAGGACAGAGCCCAAAAAGCCUGAAGUCAGUCCCAUACAAGCCAAAGGUUUCUGUGAUCUUGAUUCUUUAAAUGAGGCUGCCUGGAUCAGUGCCCAGAACCAGCUCGUUCCAUGUGAUAUUUGUGGGCGUACUUUUCUUCCAGACAGACUGAUUGUCCACCAGCAGUCCUGUAAACCGAAACCUGCAAUGUGA